This is a messenger RNA of Cuscuta europaea, 4201 nucleotides long. NCBI's taxonomy places the organism in Eukaryota, Viridiplantae, Streptophyta, Magnoliopsida, Solanales, Convolvulaceae. The record is from the annotation of a GenBank genome assembly.
GUUGAAACGAUUCAUCGAAAAAAGACAUUGUCCAAAUUGCCACACGAACCAGUGGACAGACUUUGAUCGGACUGGACCAACACCUAUCUGAUCUGAACAUUGUUCGAACGCUUCUAUGUUUCUUCGCUUGUUCAGCUGAUAUUCCAUUUCGAUCUCGAAGAAAUGGCGCCGACACGGCCUGAUUUGAACUGAAAUGCAGUCUAACUCGCUGCCUUUCCCUCUGAUUCCACUUGCGUUGUUCAAUGGUGUUGAAUUGAGCGAAGGCGGGUUUGAGCUUUCCAGGUAUUUGUUUUUGGGUUCCCUGCUUUUUUCACCUCCUGGUGGCGGUGCUGGAGGCAUGGACUUGUCUAAGGUCGGAGAGAAGAUCCUGAGUUCCGUUCGCUCAGCCCGAUCCCUUGGCCUUCUCCCUGCUCCUCCUUUAGAGCGCCCUGAGGUUCCACCACAGGCAGCAGCGGCAGCUGCUGUUGCACGUGUUCUUGCUGGACUACCUCCACAUCAAAGGCAUAAUAUUUCAUCAAGUUCUGAAGAAUUAAGCUCAAUAUAUGGCAGCGUAUCUCCCAGUAAAGUGUUAGAUGACCUUGAGGAUUGUUUUUAUGAAGAGGAUUUUGAUCCAGUAAGACACGUUCUCGACCAUAUUCCGACUGAUGAUAAUGAACUGAUAUAUUUUGAAGAAAAGGUAACAUGGAAGAUGACACAAGAUGAUAUGGUGAAGAUGGUAGGUGAUGAAGAUGGAAGAUGAUGUUGAAGGAAAAUGAAUAAGAUGAUGGAAAUGGUAAAGAUGAGAGGUAUGGAAAAUGGUGAAGAUGAAUGGUGAUGAAGAUGGAAGAUGAUUAAGAUAUUUGAUGAAGAUGAAAGAAUGAAAAAGAAGAAAGAAGAAGGAGAUAACCGUAUGGAUGGAGAAAGGGAGGGAGGGUAAUAAUUGUAAACCUUGAUCCCUUUUAUAGGGUGUGCCAAAGAUGUACACAAAGGCUGCUUUUAGAUUAGAACAGCUUGAUAGAAUUGCUGAACGCCUUUCACGCCAUGUUAUGGAGCAUCAUGAAGUCAUGGUGAAAGGAAUGAAUCUUGUCAGGGAAUUGGAAAGAGACUUGAAGGUCGCAAAUGUUAUUUGCAUGAACGGGCGGAGACACCUUACCUCAUCAAGGAAUGAAAUAUCAAGGGAUCUUGUCGUGCAUCGAAAUUCUAAAAAGAAACAAGGACUAUUGGAUAUGCUUCCAAUCUUAACAGAGCUCCGUCAUGCCAUAGACAUGCAAGCCACCCUAGAAACUCUAGUGGACGAAGGGAACUUCUCUAAGGCAUUCCAAGUACUAUCUGAGUAUUUGCAAAUUCUGGAUAGUUUGUCACAACUCUCAGCUGUACAAGAAAUGAGUCAUGGUGUUGAGGUUUGGUUGGGGAAGACACUUCAAAAGUUGGAUGCUCUUUUAUUAGGAGUAUGCCAGGAUUUCAAAGAGGAGAGCUAUAUAACCGUGGUUGAUGCUUAUGCUCUAAUUGGGGAUGUUUCUGGUCUUGCUGAAAAAAUACAAAGUUUCUUCAUGCAGGAGGUUCUCUCUGAAACACAUAUAGUUCUGAAGACUAUUGUGCAAAAGGACUUCGAAAGUACUAAUGAGCAAGGCGAAAGGCUCACAUACAGUGAUCUGUGCAUUCAGAUGCCCGAAUCCAAAUUUAGGCAGUGUCUGUUGGCAACCCUAGCUGUACUAUUUAAGUUAAUGUGUUCGUAUCAUGCAAUCUUGAGCUUCCAGCCAGGGGAUGAGGUCCCCGCUUGCCAAACCCUUGCUAUGCAUGACAAGCAGGGUGAUGGUUUGUUUCAUGAACCAAUAGGCAGGUCUCGAGAUUUAUCCUCCACUGAAGAGACACCAGCAACUUGUGUAUCUUUGACAGAUAAUACUGCUGCUUAUAAUCCAGUUAUGGAUAAUGGUGGAGAGGUAAGGGAUGGUGGAAAGACAGCAUCAAGCAGCAGAUCCCCCUGGUUUCAGCUGCGUAAGGAUGCCACGACCUUCGUUUCACAAACCUUACGUAGAGGUCGGAGGAAUCUCUGGCAGCUUACAACAAGCCGUGCAGCAGUGUUACUUUCGUCUCCUGUUGUGUGUUCUACCAGUAUUCAUCAGUUUAUAACAAUGUAUGAAGAUCUCAAUCUUUUUAUCUUGGCUGGGGAAGCUUUCUGUGGGAGUGAAGCCGUUGAGUUCAGGCAGAAAGUGAAAUUUGUGUGUGAGAGUUAUUUUGUUUCUUUUCAUCGGCAAAACAUAUAUGCAAUGAAAUUGGUGUUGGAAAAGGAGAAUUGGCUGCUAUUGCCACCUGAAGUAACACAAGUAGUAAGUUUUGCGGGUCUCAUUGGUGAUGGGGCUGCCUUGAUUGCUUUGACUAGAAACUCUCCCAGUAGUCGAUUGGGGCAUGCACACAAGUCAAAAGAUCUUACCCUAUCUGACUCUAAGAGUGGAUUUUCUAAUUGGAUGGAGAAUGAAAACCCCUUUCUGAUGAAAUUGAACUGUAGUUCAAAGGAGUAUAUAGAUUCUUGUUCUGCUGGAUCACCAUCUUCUAGAGAAGUUGGAAGCUCUAAUGGGAGUUCAUUCAAUCCGAGUUCUAGUCGAGAAAAUCUUGAUGAUAAUCAAGUGAAUGGGAAUGCUUCUCUAUCAGAAGAUGAAAAUGACGAUCUUCAUGCUGAUUUUAUUGAUGAAGAUAGUCAACUUCCAAGCCGUAUUUCGAAACCUAGUCGUUCAAGACAUCAUUCAUCACUCUCAAAUGAUGAAGAAAUGACAUCACAUACAGGAUCAUCUCUAACUCUACUAAGUACACGUCUACACGACAGGUUACUGGAUAAAUAUGCAAGGCUAAUGCAGAAGCUUGACUUUGUAAAUGUUGAAUUUUUCAAGGGGAUUUUCCAAUUGUUCGGGAUUUUUUUUAAUUUUGUAUUUGAGUGCUUUGUUAAUCAGAGCUCUCUUCCAAGUGGAAAAGUCUCUACAGAGAUGCUUCCUCAUAGGUUAAAGGCAGCAUUAUCAAGAAUAACACAGGAUUGUGACAAUUGGAUGAAACCGCACUCUGCUCCAUUUAAUUUGUCUUCUCCCACAACUUCAAACACACCAUUCACUCAUAUGGAUGUCACUCCUACAAGCCCACCCACUCUGUUAGCUGGUACUUCUUUCAGUCUCAAGGAAAGAUGUGCAGGUGCUGACACUAUAUCUCUUGUUGCUCGAUUGUUACAUAGAUCUAAAGCUCAUCUGCAAUCAAUGCUUCUGAAUAAUAAUUCAGCUACUGUUGAAGAUUUCUAUGUGCAUUUGGUGGAUGCUGUACCAGACCUUGUAGAACAUAUUCACAGAACAACCACAAGAUUAUUUCUCCACAUAAAUGGGUAUGUUGAUAGGAUUGCAAAUGCUAAAUGGGAGUUGAAAGAUCUUGGGUUAGAGCACAAUGGAUAUGUUGAUUUAUUGUUGGGAGAGUUCAAACACUACAAGACUAGGCUUGUUACGGGAGGAAUUCAAAAGGAGGCUCAGGACCUCCUCUUAGAAUAUGGACUAGAUAAUGUGGCUGAAACUCUUGUUGAAGGACUAUCAAGGGUGAGGAGAUGCACGGAUGAGGGUAGAGCUCUUAUGUCUCUAGAUCUGCAGGUAUUAAUCAACGGCCUAAAGCAUUUUGUUUCCAUAGAUGUGAGGCCAAAGCUACAGAUAGUUGAAACUUAUAUCAAGGCAUACUACCUUCCAGAAACCGAAUUUGUGCAUUGGUCACGUGCACAUCCAGAAUACAGUAAAGGUCAAGUGGUGAGUCUUGUCAACCUUGUUGCCACAAUGAAAGGUUGGAAAAGAAAAACCAGGUUUGAAGUGUUGGAAAAGAUCGAAUGAGCCGCCACCCAUUCCAUACCCUCAGCAUAAUGUGGAUUAUCAGUUUUGCAAUAGUAUUAUUUUUUCUUUGAAAAGCUUUGUAUAAUUUCUGUAAAUUGUUCUUGUUCAGAUCUUGCUAGGAUGAUCAAAGUAUAAGCUGACUUUACCCUUCGCUUGUAUUAUAAUACCUCCCUAGAAAAAGGCCUUUCUUUUAAGUCCAAUCUUCAACCACAAAAGUACACUGAUAGAGUUCUUUUGGUUAUGUAGUCAUGUUGAGCUGAGACUGGUGUAAUAUAUUCUUACCACUCAAUGAUUCAGUAUGUUAUUAUCUAAUCUCUACAAACAACUCAAUAACAAUGGACAGAGGGAAAUAAAGAACUCAUGUAAUUAGAAAU